ACAGCACAUCACAUCAACCCCAAACAAGCCCUGUGCCCCGACCGCAAAUUGGAUCGGGGCUAGGAGCCUGACUGGUGCACCGCUGCUCGGCUUUUCUCUGCUUUGCUCUCUUCUCUCCCCUCUCUCGUAGAAUUCCUUCCGUCGGCCACAGGAGCCGUCGAUUCAUCUUUUUUUUAGUGGUUUUCUGGUUGUAGUCAAGCAUGAGACAGAGGAAGAAGGCAAAUGAUGUGAAGCAAAAAGAUAGAAUUACAGAUCCUAAUUCUUUUGGAGAGAGACCGGGAGCCUCGGUUUUUAAUCCAGCUUUCUCGUCGAAGAAUGUAUUCUUGAUUUGUCUGGCUGUGCGCAUGGCAAAUGCUUUGAUGGUGCAGACAUAUUUCAAUCCAGACGAGCAUUGGCAAGCCCUAGAAGUUGCUCAUCGUAUCACGUUCGGAUAUGGAUAUUUGACUUGGGAAUGGGAGAAGGGGAUCAGAAGUUACCUGCAUCCCAUGUUGUUUGCUUUCCUUUACAAUGUUCUUGCCUUAUUUCGUCUUGAUGCGCCAUGGAUCAUGAUUAAAGCUCCAAGGAUGUUCCAAUCAAUUUUUUCUGCAGUUGGUGAUCUUUACAUUUACAAACUGUCUCAUGUCCUAUUUGGCAACCAUGUAGCACAAUGGGCACUCUUUUCACAGUUGACCAACUGGUUUAUGUUUUUUUGCAUCAAUCGUACAUUAUCAAAUAGUUUGGAGACUGUUCUUACACUUGUGGGCCUUUACUAUUGGCCCUGUAUAAGAGUGUCUUCCAGCAAAGUUCCCUUAGUCUCGAGAAAGUGGGGUUUGGUUGUUGCAGCAUUAACAUGUGCCAUUCGACCAACAAGUGCUAUUACAUGGGUUUAUGUUGGCCUCUUGGAGCUGCUUCUGACACGUCAUAGACUAAAGUUUGUUUUCCUUGAGGUGAUUCCUAUUGGGCUAAUGAUGAUUGCACUAUCAUGUUUGUUGGAUCGUUUGAUGUAUGGAUCAUGGGUGUUAGUACCCCUUAAUUUCUUGAAGUUCAAUUUUCUUUCUUCUGGUGGAGACUACUAUGGAACUCACCCAUGGCACUGGUACUUCACUCAGGGAUUUACUAUUAUGCUAUUCACUUUUCUCCCAUUCUCAAUAGCUGGCAUUAUCCUGUCUAAACAAUGGAAGCUGUUUGGACUUAUUUCAUGGGUUCUUGGACUUUAUAGUGUCCUAGGCCACAAAGAGUUCAGGUUUGUUCUUCCUGUGCUUCCGAUAGCUCUGAUUUUCUCUGGAUAUUCACUAGCAACAAUUGGAAAGGCUAAUUCAUCAUAUAAACCGAAAGGACCUCCUGGGAUUCACAGGAAAAAGCCUUUAAAAAUGCAUUUGGCUGUUCUUUUCCUGCUUGCCUCCAAUCUUCCAAUGGCUUUGUACCUGAGUCUGGUUCAUCAGAGAGGAACAGAAGAUGUUAUGAACUAUCUUUCUGUUGAGGCUCUUAACGGGAAAGUGGAAAAUAUCCUUUUCCUAACGCCCUGCCAUGCUGCACCUUACUACUCUACUCUCCAUCGCAACAUUCCCAUGCGUUUCUUAGACUGCUCACCAAGUGGAGAGAAGGGAGUUUUAGAUGAGUCGGACCGGUUCAUGAUGGACCCAGUUGGUUUUGCAUCAGAAUUUGCAAAAAAUUGGUCUUUACCAAGUCAUAUUGUUCUAUUUGAUUCACAAGAGAAAUUACUCGAGGACUUUUUAGCAUCUCAUUCUUUUCAAGAGGAAAGAAGGUUUUUCCAUGCUCACUUCAAGGUUGAUCGAGACCUUCAAGCAUCGGUGGUUGUAUAUUCCUUCAGAGGUCAUUAAUGCAGUCACAAUGGCAUGAUCCUCCCAUGCCUGAUCAUGUCUAGUAUGCCAUUAAUGGGCUUAUGAAAAGAGUCAAAGGAGCUUGAGAAGGAGAGGAAGAGCUUGAAGAGAAAAUUGAUGCUUUGUAUUUUCUUGUUGCUUAUUGUCAGUUAGCUAUAUUAGAAUGCCAAUAUUUGGGAAAUGUAGGUCUUAUAUCCUGUCAGGUCAAGUCUAGAAUUAUAUGUAAGGAAACUUUAAAUUGACUUUAUAUUGUAAACAUGAAGCUGAACUUGUUUGUAUUGGAUUAUGUAAUCAAAAAAUUCAAUCC
Messenger RNA from Diospyros lotus (date-plum), 2127 nucleotides. Its product is annotated as mannosyltransferase APTG1. Gene Ontology annotation, cellular component: endoplasmic reticulum membrane. NCBI's taxonomy places the organism in Eukaryota, Viridiplantae, Streptophyta, Magnoliopsida, Ericales, Ebenaceae. The transcript is spliced from 10 exons. The record is from RefSeq and is a predicted model, not a curated record. Gene Ontology annotation, molecular function: alpha-1,2-mannosyltransferase activity. The coding region runs from base 201 to 1820 and encodes 539 amino acids. Gene Ontology annotation, biological process: GPI anchor biosynthetic process.